Molecule: messenger RNA, 2627 nt
Organism: Mugil cephalus (flathead mullet)
Lineage: Eukaryota; Metazoa; Chordata; Actinopteri; Mugiliformes; Mugilidae
Gene: ogal
Product: O-GlcNAcase like
Exons: 17
Coding region: 284-2371 (695 amino acids)
Biological process (GO): glycoprotein metabolic process
Molecular function (GO): beta-N-acetylglucosaminidase activity
Source: RefSeq, a predicted model, not a curated record
GUAGAGACAGUCAACGUGAAUGUGAGGUGAGCUACAGUCAUCACUAAAACAAUAGCUGCCUGAUUGUUUCAAGCCACAUUUACAGCUUUCAGACUUUGGGUGUCCGCGUCAUGUUGCGCAGUGUCCGAGGAGCUUGAGCACGACUGGUCUGCGCAGGCGCGGGAGGACAAGAAAAGUGAAUGUAAGCAAUGACUGACAGAUAGGCUGCUGUGUCAGAGCUGUCUGAGCCUUGUUAAACUCACAGAGGAGAAAGAGACGAGAUCUCUAAACUUUUCAGGAAAACAUGCUGAAGCCGGGCAGUGCAGAGGGGCAGCCCCAUGCCGGGACUGGACGCUUCAUCAGCGGGGUGGUGGAAGGUUUUUAUGGUAGACCAUGGACUAUGGAGCAAAGAACAGAGCUGUUUGAAAGGGAGCAGAAAUGGGGCCUGAACACGUACCUGUACGCCCCCAAGGAUGACUACAAACACAGGAUGUACUGGAGAGAGCUGUACUCUGCUGAGGAGGCAGAUCAACUAAUCGCCCUCAUAUCAGCAGCUAAACAGCAUGACGUCGAGUUCAUCUAUGCGGUCUCUCCCGGUCUGGACAUUACUUUUUCCAACCCUAAAGAAGUAGCCGCCCUGAAGAGGAAGCUGGAUCAGGUGAAGGAGUUCGGCUGCAGGUCAUUCUCUUUACUCUUUGAUGACAUCGAGACUGAGAUGUGUCCAGCUGAUAAACAGACUUUCAGCUCCUUCGCUCACGCUCAGGUGGCCAUCACUAAUGAGGUGUAUCAGCACUUGAAGGAACCUGAGACCUUCCUCUUCUGCCCCACAGAUUACUGUGCUUCUUUCUGCACUCCCAACGUAUCUCAGUCCUCAUACCUACACACUGUGGGAGAGAAGCUCCUGCCUGGCAUCGACAUACUCUGGACUGGUCCAAAAGUGGUAUCCCACAAAAUCUCUGUUGAAUCCAUAGAGGAGGUGUCCUCUGUCCUGAAGAGGGCACCAGUCAUCUGGGACAAUAUCCAUGCCAAUGACUACGAUCCUCAAAGGCUUUUCCUUGGACCCUAUAAGGAUCGACCCACUGAACUGAUUCCCAAACUGAAGGGUGUACUCACAAACCCCAACUGUGAGUUUUACCCGAACUAUGUGGCCAUCCACACUUUGGCAACAUGGUGUAGGUCACCUGUUGAUGGAGGACCAAGAGACGUGGAGAUGGGUGAAGAGGAGCAGGACCCCUAUUACAGCCCCCAGAAAGCCCUGACCCUGGCCCUCACAGACUGGCUGCAGGAGUUCAUGAGCAAGGAACAACCAGGAGGCACCUGUCGUCCUACAGCUUGUCUCAAGAAAGAGUCAUCGGAUGAGGAGCCCAUGCAGACAGACAUGGGUGAGGCCGCCUAUGUUCCCGGUCCUGGGGAGAACCCACUCUAUACAGCUGAGCCUCUGACACUGGACGACCUGAAGCUGCUGUCAGACCUCUUCUACUUGCCUUACGAACACGGCACCACAGCCAGGACCAUGCUGCAGGAGCUGGACUGGCUCAAAAACAACAGCCAGGCGGCUGCUGUGGAGACAGACAAGACAGCAGAGUGGUGCGCAAGAGCGCAGCAGUUUGACGACUUGUGCGAUGGGGUUGUGCAGAUGUUCAACCGCCUGUCGAAUGCCCCGAACCGGAGCAUCCUGUACGAUCUGUACAACUACAUCUGUGACAUCAAGAGCGGGGUCGGACUGGCUCGGGCUUACGUGAAAACACUAGGAGGUCAGGGUCGGCCCUCGGCCCACGUAAUGAACAGUGAUCCUGAACCUUGGGGCUUCAGAGGAGGCCUCUCCGGAGAGUUCCAGAGAAUGCUUCCAGGACAUGGAAACCGAGACCUGUUCCGACACCCUCCCAUGACGGUAGUUUACAGCAUACGACCCUACUGUCCUGAAGACAAGAUGGAGGUGCAGAGGAUUUUCAGGGAGAUGCAAAGAGCCGCAGAAAUGGCACAGCCUCCACUUGUCAGCGACAGCCUGUCAGAAGGGGAAAUCUCACCUUCCCCCCAGUGUGCUUUAGUCCUUGAGGAUGAGAUCGGGGUGUGUGGUUAUGCGCUGGCACUCGUCGACGCCAAACCAGCCGCCGUUAAGAUUCAGGGGGCAGUAAGUGAGAAGGCAUUUGAGGAGUUCCCCUCCCUGGUUGCCAUUCAAGCCCUCCCCCGGGUCACUGAUCCAUCUCCAGCCAAGCGUAUGAUUGGUCAGCUUUUGUCCUCCAUCAAGAGCAGCGGGUCAAGAGGAGUGUUUUGUGAGCUGAGGCAGAGCGAUCGCAGGAUGUUCGACUUUUACUCCAAACUCGGCUCCUUUAAACCCAUACAAGUGGACGGUCUGCCUCAGAACGUCCUUAUCAUGGCAACAAGCCUGUGAACGAGGCCCUUUACAAAGACUUCCCUCAGGUCUGAAGCGUUUAAAGGCUGUUUAAACUACACUGCAUGUUAACGUGAUCCAAACUGUGUCUUGGUUCAUAUCAGUUCAUCUCGUCGCCACGUUUCCCUACCGAGUCUUUAAAAUGCUUAGAUCUGCCCAACUGUGAAAUGAAAAUAGUCGUGCAUUGCUAUUGAUUGAGUGGUCAUGAAAUAACAUCAUUUUGUUUUAAAUCAGCACAAUAAAAAUGUUGACACCA